Knipowitschia caucasica is the source of this 1614-nucleotide messenger RNA. NCBI's taxonomy places the organism in Eukaryota, Metazoa, Chordata, Actinopteri, Gobiiformes, Gobiidae. The record is from the annotation of a GenBank genome assembly.
AUGGUGGAGCAGUCGGACCGAGCCCCGCUGCUGGAUUGUGAGGAGAUCCCACGUCCAGAUGCGACCAGGGCGGCUUUCCCACAGCGAGACACCGCAGCGGAAAAGCGAAGUUCGCUGGCGGCUGUGCGUCCUCACGGCCGCACUACGGUGGACUCCACUGUCAUCUGCACACCUAAGGGUGGCACAGUGGUUCGGAUCGUAGAACAAAACCCGGCCCGUCCUCUACUGGAGCCCCGCGGACAGCGCAGGGAGCAUCCCUGCUACCACAGCAGAGAUCGCAAAGAUGCGCUCUUCCCUGUCAUGGCUCUGAGAGACCAGUGGGAGGAAAAAGAUCAGAUUGUGGCAGUUUUUGUGGUUACCUUUGAUACAAGAUCAGGGAACAUGGUGGAGUGGUGCUUGCCUCAUGACGUCAGUCUGGAUGGAGUUGAGUUCAAGUCGAUGGCCAGUGGCUCUCAUCGAAUCAGUAAUGAUUUUAUAUAUUUCCGCAAAGGCUGUUAUUUUGGACUUGCCUGUUUUGCCAACAUGCCGGUGGAGAGUGAGUUGGAAAGAGGAGCCAGGAUGAAGUCUGUAGGAAUAUUGUCCCCGUCAUACACUCUCUUGUACCGCUAUAUGCACUUCCUUGAAAACCAAGUCAGACACCAAUUGAAGUGUCCUGGCCAAUACUCUCCACUAGAGGCUUUCUAUGAAGACAAGAAAGCUGUCCUACCUCAAAAAGGAAAUGGCCUUGUCAAUGUCUGUCCAACUUGGAGUCUAACCAAUGUCAAUCGCUGCAUGCACCCAGAAAUGAAGAUUACGCACCCAGCUGGCUGUAUGUCCCAGUUUAUCCAGUUUUUCGGAGAGCACAUAAUGGUCCUGUGGAAGUUUGCUCUGCUAAGAAAACGUCUUCUCAUCUUUUCCCCUCCACCUGUAGGUGUGGUCUGCUACAGAGUGUACUGCCUUUGCUGCCUGGCUAACAUCUCCAUACCUGGAAUUGGCGUAACUGUUCCGGAACUUCGACCUUUCUUCUAUGUUAAUAUCGCAGACAUCCCUGCACUGCAAACAGAGCUGUCAUAUGUGGCAUGCACGACAGAGAAAAUAUUUGAGGAGAAAAAGGAUCUGUAUGACGUGUACAUUGACAACCAGAAUGUAAAAACUCAUAGGAGCCACCUCCAGCCACUGCUGCGGGUCAAUGCAGCGGACAAAGAAAAGUACAGAAAACUCACGGAGCAGAGGCAAAUGCUGUUGUACUCACAAGAGAUCGACGCUGACUGCACCACAAAUGAAGAGGAUCUUUUCAUCCUCUUUUUCAUGGAGCUGAAUAAUCGCAUUUUUCAGACGCUCUCAGAGGUUGCUGGGAGUAUCGACCCUACCCUUACCUCUGAGCAUAUCAGGGCCAUGGGACUGGACCCUCAGGGGGACCACACAUUUCUGAUGGGCCUGUUGGAGGUCUAUGAAGAAGAAGAAGAAAAAAAAAAGAAAACCUCGGAGGCUAUUGGAUACUUGUGCCUUUUAUGGCCAUUGCACCAAGACCCCAAUGCCACUGCCUCCACCCCUGCUCCUACAUGUUGCCUAUUGGGUGGUCUGCUGCCCUAUCGGUGUUUGAUCAGACUCAUGGACAGUGUUUGUGAAUGGUGA